This is a messenger RNA of Penicillium alfredii, 1563 nucleotides long. RefSeq lists its product as uncharacterized. Gene Ontology annotation, molecular function: transmembrane transporter activity. Gene Ontology annotation, cellular component: membrane. Gene Ontology annotation, biological process: transmembrane transport. NCBI's taxonomy places the organism in Eukaryota, Fungi, Ascomycota, Eurotiomycetes, Eurotiales, Aspergillaceae. The transcript has 5 exons. The record is from RefSeq and is a predicted model, not a curated record. The coding region runs from base 1 to 1563 and encodes 520 amino acids.
AUGACAGAGACAGACACUCGUGAUGGGGCUUCCAAGCCAGCAGCAUUGCACUUUGAGGGCUCGGCCAUUGCCACGGACACUGGCAAGAUUCGCAAUGGCGACGCGGCCUUGGCUUUAUUCGAUAACCUGGAGGAAAUUCACGAGACAUUUGAGCCCGGGGAAGAGAAGAGAUUGGUCCGCAAGAUUGACUGGAUGAUCCUGCCUUUCUUGUCGGUGUGUUAUGCGUUCUACUAUAUCGAUAAAACUACUCUUUCCUACGCCGCUAUUUUCGGCAUUGAGGAAGAUUUGAAUCUCUCCGGCACGGAAUAUUCGUGGCUUUCCAGCAUCUUCUACUUUGGAUUUCUGGUCUGGUCUCUUCCUACGAACCUGUUGAUGCAGAGAUUCCCCAUCGGCAAAUAUCUUGGAGGGAACAUCUUUCUCUGGGGGUUCUUCCUUAUGCUGCAAGCGGUUGCGAAAAAUUUCACGCAUCUUGCCGUGCUUCGAAUCAUCUCUGGUGCAGCCGAGGCAUGCAGUGACCCUGCCUUUAUGCUUGUAACGAGCAUGUGGUACACCCGACGACAGCAACCCAUUCGCAUCGGCCUGUGGUACACUGCCAAUGGAUUUGGCAUCGCAAUCGGUGGACUGUUAGGAUACGGGAUUGGGCAAAUCAAGGGGACAUUAUCCUCGUGGAAGUACGAAUUCCUGAUCAUUGGUGCUCUCUGCGCGGUCUGGGGCAUUGUGAUCAUGAUCUUUCUGCCCGACUCCCCUGUCACGGCGUCUCGGUUGUCUUCCCGCGAGAAGCGGUUGGCUGUCGAGCGAUUGCGAGACAACCAAACUGGCAUUGAAAAUAGAACCCUCAAGCCCCGACAGGUCCUCGAAGCCUUCCUAGACUGGAAAGUGUGGACGUUCUUCAUGCUGGGUCUUUCAGGAAAUAUCCCCAACGGAGGCAUUUCGAACUUUGGGACGCUCAUUAUCAAAGGCUUUGGCUUCACCACUCUGGGCACGACUCUAAUGCAAAUCCCUUAUGGCGCAUUGAUUGCGGUCAUGAUUCUACUGAGUGUUUUCAUCAAUGACCGGCUUCCUCGAAACAACCGAUGUGUUGUCGCGGUGGUAUUCAUCCUGCCAACCUUGGCCGGGUCGUUUGGGCUGCGCUUUGUGCCACAGUCCAACAAGGUCGGCCGGCUCAUCUGUUACUAUUUGACUGGCUCUUACAAUGCCUCCUUUGUGAUUAUCCUUUCGAUUCUCACCGGCAAUAUUGCGGGUCAUACGAAGAAGGUCGUGACCAAUGCAAUGAUCUUCCUCGGGGUUUGCACUGGCAACAUUGCCGGGCCAUUCUUUUACAAAUCUGACCAGGCCCCGGGUUAUUCCCUCGGUAUCUGGUCGAUGGUAGUGGCCAACUUCAUCGAGAUUGCGCUGAUCCUUCUCCUGGGCGUCUGUCUUGCAUGGGAAAACCGGCGCCGCGACCGAGCUCAAGACAUUAUCCCUGACGGAGAGAAUGACUACGCGCGACAGAUGGAGCUAGACCGUACAGCGUUCAGCGACUUGACCGACAAAGAAAACCUGAACUUCCGGUAUCUCUACUGA